Bradysia coprophila is the source of this 4801-nucleotide messenger RNA. RefSeq lists its product as uncharacterized. NCBI's taxonomy places the organism in Eukaryota, Metazoa, Arthropoda, Insecta, Diptera, Sciaridae. The record is from RefSeq and is a predicted model, not a curated record. Gene Ontology annotation, molecular function: nucleic acid binding; zinc ion binding.
CAUAUGUUAUAGAAUGUCAUCGUCAUCGAUUGUGCACCUCAUAAACAACAUUUCCCUUUCAUUAUACAUCGUAAAUCUUGAAUCUGUAAACUUGUAGUGUUUUCGUCAACAAUAUUGCAACUCAGUUUGGUUCUCGAAAGCGGUACUAGUAUUUAGAAUGUUUUGAUGUGGAACGGGAACGGGCUAUUCUAAGCGAAAUUCCUAAAUAAAAGAGUGAGUGGCAGUCAUGAUUAUUUUUAGUUUAUUUUUGGAUCACAGUCGUUACUGAUAAGUAAGUAUUAUAAGUAUGAUGCACUGUAUUGCAUUGCAGAGUGGCUUUGAAGAGACCAACGACUUAAAUAAAUGCAGUGACCAGCUAACAGUGACAUUUUCAAAAGAAAAGUGAAUGAAGUAAAAAAGCGUGAACAAAAGUUGAGUGACAUUUUAAAUGACUAUUGAACAUUGUAUAUGAAAAACAGACACAUCCCAACACAAUAACAAUCCCACGAUGGCUGUAAACGAGCAGGACACCGAAAAGAUCUUGCAGCACACGUUUACAUCUGUUCUCGGUAAGGAAACGAAAGUCUUCUUUGCACAUGGAGCUGGGAGCACGAGAAGAUACAAUUGUCAAUGUUGCCAUAUUAAUAACAUGGGUGAAACUUCUCUAUUGACACAUGUAAACGGGAAGAAGCACAAACUUGUUUUAAAAGAACUUAGUAUAAGGACAAGAGCCUUGUCAGAACGCCGAGGUGCAAGUUCUCCCGAUCCUGCAGAUGCUGCAUCUCCAUUACAAAAUAGAAUCAACGAAAUCAGAAAUCAGGCAAUAAUUGGACUCGAAUAUGUGAUUGAAGUGCACCUCGGUUCAAUUUUUGAAUGUGUUUACCACUGUGUUUUAUGUGAAAGUAAAUUUGAUCUCACUACAGUUAUAAGUCAUCUGACUGCCUACAAUCAUCGCCUACAAUAUCUGGAAAAGCAUUUUCCUACCGCUUUCAAGGAAAUAUCUGAUCUGGAUUCGACCGACAAACGGAAAUUAAAGCUGUGUCUGACCGAAAAAGUUUGCGAAGGCAUUGAGGAUCAAUUUGGCCGACUGCGUUUGCUUAUGGUUGACAAUUCUGAAUUUGUGAAAGAUCGAAUGCAAACGACGGAAAAAGUUCUGAACUCUAAGCAUAUCGAUGAGUAUAUGGGAUGCACAUUCAUUGAUUUAAUUCGUGAUUGUCUGCGAAAAGAGCAAAAUCUGUCGGACAUCUCGGACAUUGAGGAAGAAGAACUUAGAAGCCGCCGGGCCAGUCUAGACUCUAUUUCUACUUCGAGUGAAUCGUAUUGGUCUAUGAGCGUAAUUUCGUUGAGUUCAAGUUCGCGAUCAUCAAGUUCGAAUUCGAAUAAAUCUGCUUCAAAACUAUCGUUACUGUACAACUCGCAAGCUUUAAUUUCCCAUUCAGAGCGUGUGCAGCAGCAGACAUACAAAAUGGAAAAAUUCAAACUACUGAUGGCAAAUGCUGAAGCAAACCUCAGAAAAAAAUACGACGAAUACAAAGAGACACCGUUGUCCCAUUCCGGCUACAAAGAAGAGUGGAACUCAUUCUGGCGAAAGCGUUAUAAGGAAUUGAAAGCAGGUGGUCAACCCACCGAAAGGCACGAUUUUAAAUCAGAAUGGCUUGUCGAAUGGAAGAAACUGAUGGAUCGGCGGCUUCAAAGUGAUAUUGAAUCGAUGAGGGUAGAAAUCAGACAGAAAUUAAGUAUUUCCGAUUCUGACUUCGGCCGGAGUAAAAUCAUAAAGACCCUUGAAGAUAUCUCCGCAGACUUUUUAUCAAAAAAACGGGAGAAGAAAAAGUCGAAACAUGAAAAACGUUCUAGGGACGAAAAAAGACUUUCGAAAAAAGGUAGACUACGUCGUUCCACUAGGAGAUCUCCAUCACCUAGAAGACGCAGAUCACGGUCGCUGGAAAGAAGCCAUCGUAGAUUGAGCAGUCAUCGACGUACUCCUCGAAGAUCACGUAGUCCUCGCAGAUCACGUAGUCCGCGUAAAAGAAGUAGUCCUCGUAGAUCACGCAGUUCUCGUAGAUCACGCAGUCCUCGUAGGCGUCCAUCUCAUCGUAGGUCAAGAAGUCCUCGUAGUCGACAUUCACCUCGUACUCAUCGAUCAACGCGUAGAUCGCACUCUAGAACAGCUCAUAAUGAAUGGAAAUCGCAUUUAACCCGAAGGUCACGUUCACGUUCGCAGCAAAGACUUAUAAGAAAAUCAAGGUCACCUUCUGCACACAAUGAAAGACGACGCUCUCAUUUGUCGCCAAACUUCCAAAGAAACGACAUAGCUUCCACAUAUGAAGAGAAGCAAUCACCCAAACUGACUGCUAAACAGCCAGAGCCACCACGUGUGUCAAUGUUUCCUUGGAAGCGCCCAGGAAGAUCUUCAAUGUCUCCGCAGAAGUCAAAAACAAUUGCGUCACCGUCAACCCAUACAGGACAGUCAAUACUAACUCGUAGAAACACGUUACACUUUGCGACAAAGCCACGGCAAGAAUACGCGAAACUUUGUGUGCCUAUUCCCCCACGCCUGAGAUCUAUUAAUUCGAGACUGCGGACUGAUUUGAAUGAAGAUAACGACAGCGAACCGCUAACUAUAAUUUCCGUUUUAAGUUUGUUAACUGCUUUGGAGGACAUUCUGGGAAGUUUAGGACCUAAAGUGAUUCAAUUGAUGAUUGAAGCCAAAGCGAUGGACAAAGCUGAAGGAACCUCUUCGUGCCAGUUGCUUGAUAACCACGACAACUGCAUUUUGUUUGAAACAAUAAAAGAAAAACUAAAAGGCCUCAGUAACGCUGGUUUAGUUGAACCGAAUAAGUUGAAGGCUGUUAAGAAAGCAAUCAAAAACAUGGCCACAUUAAUUCAUCAAAAUAAUGAAAGAGAAAAAGCAUGCGAAAAACUGCAAGAAAUUGGAGUUCGGAAAUCUUUUCCUCGUACAGAGCAUCAACAACAAAUGGACUCUCCCCAAGUACAACCACAGACGACACACGUGGUGCUAUCUGCAAAGGAAGAAGAGCGUAAAAUUAUAAAAGCGAAACUGUCGGCUGCAUUAAUCAGUGAAGGUAGAAGAGAUAUUACCGACGAACAAAUGGACGAUUUGGUGGAAUGUUACUUCAAGGAAGUUGAGAAAAAGAAGUUAGAAUUGGAAAAGACGAAGGGCAAACCUGCGUCACUGCAUUCAAAUGAAUCUGAUAGUGUUGACAUCCCUGCCGUGUCUGCUCGAUGUGACGCUCGUGAUAAAACUGUUGCUAAUCCGAGUAACGAAAAUCGUGAGGUUACACGGUUAUCUGCCGAAUCAGUCCCCACAUCAUCCAGUCGCCCUGUCGAAUUUUCCUGUAACCAGUCAACUACAACGUCGUACUUACGGCCAGUCUUACCAAAACCUGUUUCGAGGCCACUAGGUCAGAUUGCUGCUCCGAAACCCGAUCCGAAGCUGUCAAAUCAAAACAUUUCCGUUGCAAAUCCCGCUUCGCGCCCGAUGAAGGCGCCAUUUCAAAAUACUCGAAAAAAUACAUCGAAAAUGUACGCUAUAACGGAUGCUGAAGCAGUGACUUUGAGUGAUCAAGAUUUACGAAUUUUGAUGACGAAAUUUUCAUCUUUAUCGGACAGCGAAAAAGAAAACUAUACAACAUACAUGAAGAAAUUGCAGGUCGCUGAUCCUUUGCGCUACAAAUGGUUACACAAUGAAAUUGAAAAGCCAGAAGAGCAACGAUCCAAUACGAGUAGUUCGCUUCGUGAAGACAAUGGUGCGACGAGUGGAAGACAAAUCACUAGCAGAGUAAAUUCUCAAAAGGUGUUCAGUCCAGGUGAUAACAUACAUUCCGAUGGUGAGCGCGCAACAACCAACCAAAUCAUAAUUGACGACAGUGAUUCCGACAGUGACGACAGCGCAAUUUUAGCCUCAUCCAUUGCGAAUUCACAGAAGCAGAUAGCUCAAAUGACCGAAAUGGCUAGAAAUCUCAAUCCAUUGAAUGAAGGUAACAAAAUACCUGUAAUCAGUUCCGUUCAAAUGUCGAAAACAGUCGGAAAAUCACCUCAAAAACGCAUUGACACAGUUACAAUAUCUGGCGCUGGCCCACAACCGAUAUUCGGCAAUGCGAGUACAACAUCUGUGCCGAUUGGGACACCAGUUGCACCACCAAUUCAAUAUCAACAUCCAUAUCUUAGUAAUGCUUUUCCACCACAACAACGUCAUCCUUUCCAACGACCAUUUCAACUUCAACAAUAUCACAAUCCAGUACCACCUCCUUAUGCCGCAAGGCCAUUUUAUGGCAGAUUCUAUCCACCACCGGCAUUUCCGCCAUUUUAUCCGCCUAGAUAGUAAUGUUUAUUACGUGUAAAUCAACGCAAAUCAAAUUUCAGAAUUAUUUUUUUAACUGCCUUUGCACAUUUAAGCAACCAAAAAUGUAGUAAUUAUAAGUGUUAAUAAUCCGUUUUCAGCAAAUUAAAUUAUUAAGAAGUUUUGUUAAGUAUAAGACAAAUUUGUCUGUCUAGAUUUUUCGAUCGAAUAACUGAACAACUAAGAUUCUGUUUAAUUAGUAAUUACUUACCUAGACAUUUACUUAAGUUUUUUACUAUUUGAGAAAAAAUGAAAUCGGUUUUUUUAUGUUUAACAGGAUAAUAAGAGGUUAAACAUUACCUUAAGUUUUUGAAUUAAAUUGAAAUUAUGUGCUUACCGACCUCGGCAACGCCUCGGAUCGGUAAACUUCACAAAAUGAGACCAUUUCCAUCAUUUGUCCCAUAAUGUACUACAAAAUGUUGUUGCAGAUAAAGCAAGAUGAAUAAAACAUAAUGAAAAUGA